AUGGGAGGAUUUAGACCAGGGAGCUGGAUGAAGGUUGGAUACAGACCAGGAAGCUGGGGGAUGGGAAGGUUCAGACCAGGGAGCUGGCUGAAGGUUGGAUACAGACCAGGGAGCUGGGGGAUUGGAGGAUUGAGACCAAGGAGCUGGGUGAAUGAAGGAUUGAGACCAGGGAGCUGUAUGAAGGGAGGAUUUAGACCAGGGAGCUGGCUGAAGGUUGGAUACAGACCAGGGAGCUGGGUGAAGGAAGGAUUGAGACCAUUGAGCUGCGCGAAGGAAGGAUUGAGACCAGGGAGCUGGGUGAAGGAAGGAUUGAGAAUAGGGAGCUGGCCGUGA
Eurytemora carolleeae is the source of this 333-nucleotide messenger RNA. RefSeq names its product myomodulin neuropeptides 1-like. The transcript has a single exon. Bases 1 to 333 code for a protein of 110 amino acids. The record is from RefSeq and is a predicted model, not a curated record. NCBI's taxonomy places the organism in Eukaryota, Metazoa, Arthropoda, Copepoda, Calanoida, Temoridae.